This is a messenger RNA of Paramuricea clavata, 945 nucleotides long. NCBI's taxonomy places the organism in Eukaryota, Metazoa, Cnidaria, Anthozoa, Malacalcyonacea, Plexauridae. The record is from the annotation of a GenBank genome assembly.
AUGACAUCCCUAUUCCUACCCGACAAAAUCAAAGCAGAAUUUCUACUUGACAUUUUUGGUGACCGGAGCACGAAAGGUUUGAUCGACAGUGACGACAACGAAGAUUUUGACGCCAGACUCCUGUCUCUUGAAAAAUCCUGGGAUGAGAGAGAGAUUGCCACCGGAAAGGAGAAGCCACUCUUCUCUAGUUAUUUUGUAGCUAACAUCGCUGAGGAUAUGAAAGAGAAGAUGUUUCUUCCAGUGAGAAGAUCGACAGGCCUUGGCGAUAACUGCUACUUUAACAACUGUCCCGAGAGCAUGAACAGUUGUUUGAAGAAGGAAAUCAACCAUCAGAAGAAGUCUUCUAAUCUCGGAGAAUCAUCAAAAUGCUCUUACAGUGAAUUUGCUGAUAUUUCUCAGAAGUUUGUAGAGAAGUACCAACGAAAUAUCCAUAGAGCUAUCUUAGGUGACUCCCCCUACAUGUUAGCACCAGAAUGCGCAGAUCUCGAGGUGUUUAAAGAGCAGUGGGAAAAGCUUUCAAAGGGUCGGAAGAUUGCAAAAAUCACGCUAUUGGAUGAAUGCGGCGCUGAAGAUAAUGAAGAAUCUCCUGCGUCUCCUUCGACCUCUGCAUCGCGUAGUUGUUCAUCAAGUCAGAUUUUGCCCGACUUCGAAUCCACUGGUCUGCCAAGUAACUUGAAGCAGUCGUGGUCAAAUGCAGAAAUGAUUUUCCAAAAGAAUGAAUUUACCAAAGUUCAAGCUUCCUCUGGUUUGUCUGCCGUUAUUUCGCUAAGAAAACCAAAUCAAGUACAUAUCAUAAAGAAAGCAAGUGGUGGCAUUUCAUGUGAUUGUGAUGGGUUUAAGAAUUACAAGAUGUGUUCUCACGAGAUCGCCGCCUCUCAACAAGACGGAACACUGCGAGAACUUAUUGCAAAAUGGCAACCAAAUCUGUCGAACAUAGUACAGUAA